AAUAAUACUAAUUCUUUGAUAUUUUUUAUUUCUAGAAAUGAAGCACUUCGAGUUGCCUUCAUUGAUGAGGUGGAGACUUUGACUGGUGGGAAAGUGCAGAAAGAGUUUUACUCUAAACUUGUGAAGGGUGACAUCGAUGGGAAAGAUCAGCAAUAACACACGGUUUAAUCAUUUGGCCGAUGCUAUCAUAUCAUGGUUUCCGGUUUUCCCAUUGGUUCCCUCAAUAAAAAGUUUAGUAGAAGAUCGGAGAGAGAGAAAAAUGAUGAUCGAUAUUGUUGGAAAAAUCAUCAGAGGCAAGCGAAACUAUUCCCGUUACUCUGGUUUACUGACGUUAACUUCUUUCACUUUAUAUCUCCAAGAUGGGCCAGGGAGUAUAAUAAAGAUGAAACUACAUAUAACCGACCGAACACGCCAUCAAAUUGUGAGGACCGUCUAUGUGAUAGAGAGAAAGUAUAUAAUAUUUGUUUCUCGGGUGAAAUUGGUUCAUUUGGAUUCAAUGAACAUUUUGAUAUCAACCAAACUAAGCAACGUAGAGUUCCAACCGCGGAUGCCGGAAGCAUUUAACAUCAUAAAUAUGCCUAGAAGAAUUUUUAAUUCCGUGUGAGACAUUUGGUGGUGUUUUUUUUUGAAGUUUUGACAACUUUUACGAGUGCGUUGCUUUUAUUGUUGAUCUACAUUAAUGUUAGACAUAUUAUGGUGAAUUUUUUCAUGUAUGG
This is a messenger RNA of Lactuca saligna, 716 nucleotides long. The record is from the annotation of a GenBank genome assembly. Lineage: Eukaryota; Viridiplantae; Streptophyta; Magnoliopsida; Asterales; Asteraceae.